Tympanuchus pallidicinctus (lesser prairie-chicken) is the source of this 3312-nucleotide messenger RNA. RefSeq names its product DnaJ heat shock protein family (Hsp40) member C12 (gene DNAJC12). Lineage: Eukaryota; Metazoa; Chordata; Aves; Galliformes; Phasianidae. The record is from RefSeq and is a predicted model, not a curated record. Bases 1709 to 2299 code for a protein of 196 amino acids. The transcript is spliced from 6 exons. Gene Ontology annotation, cellular component: cytoplasm.
AGGGUAUUUACUAUGAGGGUAGGUGUGACUGGCACUUGUGUGUAUCGUUAAUGCAUCUUGCAAGAUGCAGUAGUGGAUAGACACGUUAUUUUCUUGUAUUUGUAGACUAUUUGAAACGUGGACUUUCAGAGGGCAAAAUGUCGCACUGGGUACAGUUCUAACACGAUCGGUAGGGUUUUGCAUAGUGUUUUUGUUUAGAAGUGAAAUGAAAGAAACUGAGAGCAGCCCCCUGGAGGACAUACAUGCUGCUCAGUUUCUUGUGCUUUGCAGAGUUCCAGUGGAAGUAUCAGUGUGGAAGGUAUUCAAGAAUGUUUACGUUUCUUUUGCUCGUAUUUCUUGCUGUAUAGAUAGGCACAGAAGCGCAUAAUACAGUUGUGUUACACUUUCUCUUCUACAGCGAUGAAUUGAAACAACCUCUGGCAGCUGUGCGAAGUGGUGGCUGAAUGGCUUUACAGCAUCCUCUCAUUUGUUUAGUUGUUCUGAGCUGAUGGGAGUCAGAGUUUGCUUACAACAAUAACAAAAUCUGUUUUUUAAAAGAAAAAUGUUGCCUGUCUCUUUUUGCAUGUGCUUUGGUUUUAUUACCUACUGGCACAGCAAUAUUGAUCUAAACUUCACGGAUAUAGAUUUCAGUAUUUUUUUGUUUAAUAUUACUGCUUAAUAUCACCAACUACUUACAUAAUAGCCUUAGUAACUUCAAUACAACCAAAUCCUUAAGUUUGGUGGCAAGACCAAUAUUAGUCAAGUAGAAUUUCUGCCUUGCAGACCUUGAUAGCAUCAGCUGUAUUAAAUCUAUACUUCUGGUUAAGUUGUACGUAACAUUUCUCAUGCUUCACAUGUAUCAAAACAAGAAGUAACAAGAUGUGAAUUAGAACAUUUCUAUCAUUGUCUGUGAAUUUGUACUAAAGCGUUCUUUUUCAGUGUUGAAGUUCAGACAAGAAUCAGAUUUUGAGGCAUAAAAAGAGAGGUGUUACUUUAGUAAUGGUGUUUGGAUGCUUAUUUAUGGGAAGACUGUGUUCUAAGGAAGACACCGUAUAACUGACACAGAUGGAUGAUACAGAGCUUUCUAUGAAAGUGUUGAGGAAAUGAAUCGAGGAUCCUAAGCUGGCUCUAACCUUGUGAGCAUUUAUGCAUGCAAUGAUGAUGUUGCAGUAGUUGCCCCUAAAUUAGGAAGUCAGUUUGGCAGUGCUUGGGUCUUCUUCUGAUCCUGCAUCUCUGAGUAUGUGUGACCAUCCAAAAGUGGAGCAUGCAGAACUUAAAUAAGUUAUGUUGUGCCUUGAAUUCUGUGUGCUCUGUCCUUCAGAAGCAAAACAACUCAAGUUGUUUGAGAACUGGUACUAGAAGAUUUGAUAGAUUAUAUGGGAAUAAAUACAGAUUUCCAGAUUUCCCUUGUUAUAUUUAAAUAGCCAUUUUGGACCAACAAGUGGAUGGCAAGCCUUCUGUUACGCUGAGACAGGAUUUGAUUUUGCUUCUGACUCUAAGCAAGCAACAUUGUUGAUUACGUGUUGGGAAUGAACACAAACAUUUUGUUAGUGGCUGGGUACAGAGGACAAGUAUGAGAUUUCUUCACUUUCUGUACUGUUUGUACAUUCUGGGCUAGGCUAACCAAAACAGGUGAAUACACAUACACUGUGCCAUCUCCUGUGCUGUGAUACCCUUUCAAACAACACUUAUCUCCUGAAGCUUGAAAAAGCCUGCUGGACCAGCCCAGAUGGAUGCAAUUUUGAACUGCAGGCUGGAGGAGUUGGAAGAUUACUACAACUUGCUCGGAUGUGAUGAACUAUCUACGGUUGAGCAAAUUCUUGCAGAAUUUAAGAUUAGGGCCCUUGAAUGUCAUCCUGACAAACACCCAGGAAACCCCAAAGCAGUGGAGAAUUUCCAGAAGCUGCAGCAAGCUAAGGAGGUUCUUAUUAAUGAAGAGAGUCGAGCACGCUAUGAUUACUGGAGGAGAAGCAAAAUCACCAUUCCUUUCCAGCAGUGGGAGGCUUUGAGCAGCUCUGUGAAAACGUCAAUGCACUGGGCUGUCCAAAAUAAGAAGGAUCAAAUGCUGGAAGCUCCUGACUUGAACAAUAGCAACAACUUAACUAAUGAGAUUUGGACCCAGAAAACUGAAAACAAUGAAGAUGGAUUGUCUGAUGGGAACAGAGAGCAAGAUGUUGCAAUUCCUGAUGUAAAACCACAGUCUUCAAAGAAUCCAGACUCCCCAAGAUUUUCAGAGGCAAACUACUGGCACUUACGUUUCCGCUGGUCAGGGGAUGCCCCAUCAGAUCUUCUGAGGAAAUUCAGAAACUAUGAAAUCUAAAAUGCAAAAUACACAGGAGUGUGAGGUCAUCUAUUCAACAAUUCAGUAUUUUUUGCAGCAGUUUGAAGUUAUUUGUAUUUUGUAUUCAUUCAUUGUGCUUUGAAUAUUGUCUGAAUAAAUGUAACGUCUGUAUCUGUUAACACACAUUCUAUGAGCAUUACAGGCAGAGUUCUGUUUUAAUAAGGUUCAGUAAGCAGAGCCCUUUUCAGUAUUAAUGUAGAGUGAUUUGGUGUAGCUAUCUAAUUUUUUGUAUAUUGUUUCUUGUGUUUUUAAAUACUGUGUAGUAAUAGUAAUUGUAUUCUCAGCAGAACCAAAAGUCAAUGCUAGAUUCCAAGAUAUUCCUAUAUUAAAUGAAAAUCUACCAAAAGCUGUAUUACAAUGAACUUAAAACUGCUUGGUUCUAAACUAUGUACUUUGGUUCUCUAUUGCGUUGUACUUACUGCAGUGAUUUGUAAUGCAUGCAUUCACAAUACUUUUACAAGCCUAACUUGUUGGACAGUUGUAAUUUUGCAAUAUAAAUAAAGUAAGAACCUUGUUAUUAUCCAGCAGGUGACUGUAGUGGAUCAAGUACUCUCAAAAAUCACUUUCAUUCUAUCAUAAUAGGUAAGCUUUUUGCACCAAAUGCUUGUUUUAGAAGGCAAUUCCAGAACCUUGCUUUAUUGGACAGAAACUCUUGUUAGGAUUUGGUGGUGGAAAUCUGAUACCUCUAGUAUGUAUGCCAGCAUUGUCCUAGUGUAAUAGUUACUUUCUUCCCUUUGGUGGCCUCACAAACCACAUAUAAAAUCCUUAUAUGACCCUAAGUAUGAAGAAUCAGGCCAGCCUGCAUUAAUAUGUUUAAAAUCUUACGUGAUAAGUUUUUGAAAUGUUGAGUGACUUCUCAAAUUCUGUGUGUGUAUUUUGCAUUUGCUUCCUUUUUUUGUAAUCCUGACUGAUACAUCAGCUAAUUGACAUUGUGUUUUUUGUGUGGGCAAGUGAUUCUGACAGCAACAAAUAAAACUACAUGCAUACAGAAA